CCGCCGAGGACGUGACUCCAAGCUGCCUCCGCUCUCUCCAAGCCCUAUUCCUUUAAGAUGAUGUAAUAGUCAUUUCCCUGGAUGGUUUCUUGCCUGCACUGCUCACACAACAGCAUCCGAACUGCUCCUGGCACCGUGGGACCUUCCUGCUCCGGAGCCCGAGCCCCGCAGGCAUCUCCCUGCCGACCCGGCUCCUUCUCGCUGGUACCUAACGGGGAUAUGGGCGUCCCUUUGCCCUUGCCGGCAGGUGGGGUGGCUGCUGAGACCCUGGCCGGUCGCCUCUGUCUGUCUUUCUGCCUCCGGGCUCUUUGAACGCCUUUAAGUCCAGGUACCUCUUGUAACUCUCCCAGGUGUAAAGGAUCUGUUUCUAAAGGUUUGGAUCUUGGUUUUUCCUUUCUUUUCUUUUUUUUUAAUCCCUUGCCGAAGCUUUGGUUGAAUAUCUUUUCUUUGCUUCACUUCUUCGACUCAGCCCUCUCACGGAUCAACUUUUUUUUUUUUCGAUCCCUUUUAACUAGAGAUUUGGGAGUGAAUACGUACACACAUACAUAUAUACACAAACGCACAUCUAGGAGCGCGUAAGUGCGGAAUCGUUUAUUUCUGAGAGCACAUCUCUCUGGCACUUUUCAUUGAUACCUCUGUCCUUUACCUGUUUGGGAUUUGACGAGAGAUCCAGACCCAGUGGCUGUAGUUUCCGAUUGCUCUGGAAAAGGUUAUUUCUUCGCAAGAACUGAGUCUCCAGCCCUAGCUAAGACAGACCUCUGAGUACCUGGGCACUUGGCCUUCUUGCCUCCCCGUCCUAAAGGAAGAACAAAUGUAGCCAAGCUGAUCAUUACGUUCCUUUAAACUUUUUGUCCAGCAUUGCUUCACCUGUGGACUCUUCUAAAAUUUGCCUUGUUGGGUGGGAAUAAAGAACAAAACCGGGGUGAGAGGAGGUCAUUUUGAGCAAGUUAGCACCUUUUCCCUCGCUUACAACUGGAUACAAAGCUGUAACUGGCUUGGAUUGCACCUUUAAGUCCGGGAAGCUGCAGAAGAAGGGACAAUGGCUCUGAGUGGGAACUGUAAUCGUUACUAUCCUCGGGAUCAGGGGGCUGCGGUUCCCAACUCCUUCCCUGAAGUCAUAGAGCUGAACGUUGGAGGCCAAGUUUACUUCACCCGCCAUUCCACAUUAAUAAGCAUCCCCCAUUCCCUCUUGUGGAAAAUGUUUUCCCCAAAGAGAGACAACGCUAACGAUCUAGCCAAGGAUUCCAAGGGAAGGUUUUUCAUCGACAGGGAUGGCUUCCUGUUCCGUUAUAUUCUGGACUAUCUCAGGGACAGACAGGUCGUCCUGCCUGACCACUUUCCAGAAAGGGGAAGGUUGAAAAGAGAGGCCGAGUAUUUCCAGCUACCCGACCUGGUCAAGCUCCUGGCCCCCGAGGAAGUCAAGCAAAGCCCAGAUGAGUUCUGCCACAGCGAUUUUGAGGAUGGUUCCCAAGGAAGCGACACAAGAAUCUGCCCCCCCUCUUCACUGCUCCCUCAUGACCGCAAGUGGGGUUUUAUUACUGUGGGUUACAGGGGAUCCUGUACCUUGGGCAGAGAGGGGCAAGCAGAUGCCAAGUUUCGAAGAGUUCCCCGGAUUUUGGUUUGCGGAAGGAUUUCAUUGGCAAAGGAAGUCUUUGGAGAAACUCUGAAUGAAAGCAGAGACCCAGACCGAGCCCCGGAAAGAUACACCUCCAGAUUUUAUCUCAAGUUCAAGCAUCUGGAAAGAGCUUUUGAUAUGUUGUCAGAGUGUGGAUUCCACAUGGUGGCCUGUAACUCCUCGGUGACAGCAUCUUUUGUCAACCAGUAUACAGAGGACAAGAUCUGGUCAAGCUAUACCGAAUACGUCUUCUAUCGUGAGCCUUCCAGGUGGUCCUCCUCUCAUUGUGAUUGCUGCUGCAAGAAUGGCAAGGGAGACAAAGGGGAGAGCGGCACCUCCUGCAAUGACCUCUCCACUUCCAGCUGCGACAGCCAGUCAGAGGCCAGCUCUCCCCAGGAGACGGUGAUCUGCGGUCCUGUAACGCGCCAGAGCAACAUCCAGACCCUGGACAGGCCAAUUAAGAAGGGCCCCGUGCAGCUGAUCCAGCAGUCGGAGAUGAGGCGGAAAAGUGACCUGCUCAGGACUCUGACGUCAGGCUCCCGGGAGUCGAACAUAAGCAGCAAAAAGAAAGCUGCGAAGGAAAAGCUCUCCAUCGAAGAGGAGCUGGAGAAGUGCAUCCAGGAUUUCCUGAAGAUAAAAAUUCCAGAUCGCUUCCCUGAGAGAAAACAUCCUUGGCAGUCUGAACUUUUACGGAAGUAUCAUCUAUAGGGGAGGGCUGGGGGUAGUUGCCACUUUGAAAUAAACCUCCCCAAAGGAGCACGUACGUUAAAGGAAAAAUAUCAACUAACGAUCCACAUUUGUUAGAACACAACAGUCCAUUGAUAUACUACUGCCUACUUUAACUAGCUCACCUUAAUGUGUAAAUCCACAGGGUAGAUUCCUUUUCAGAUGUGGAACCAGAAGGGAGCUCCUGUGUUGUCCUUUGUCUUGUAUUAACUUGAUCCCAUGUGCUGGGAAUCUUCCCUACAGUGAAAGCUGUAUCUGAGUAGCUCACAGGCUUUGGGGCUCAUCCAUCCCAAACCAGAUUUUUAUGUUUGUUUCCCUCUCAUAUUCUGCCUCCUUCCUUUGGCCAAGGAUGGCGAAAGAGUCAAGAUUUUUAUUAUUUUUUUCUUCGCUUUUGUUUAUGGGGUGAAGGGAGAAUGGUGGAUUCGUGUGAUUUUUUUUUUUCGCUUAGAUCUCUACGUGCCAGUUUCUAUUGACUCUGUAUGCAUGAGCACCUGUGCACCACAAGCACAAUCUAUGUCUGUAUAUACGCACAAUGGAUGCACACGACCCAGGGCCUGGACAGCCAAGGACUGACAUCCUGCUUCCAGCUGCCCCCACAAGAGCAUUCAGACAAAGGAGCCUCUGCCUCUUCAUUAACACCCUCCCGGGCAGAUUUUCCAGCCUCCCUUCGCAACACUUUCUAACGCUGAAUAGCCCCCUCCCAAUCAUCAAUAAAUUCUCUUUCUUAUUUUGAAAUACAUACCCUCUGGCUCCCUCGCACUGCUGUGCACUUUCUCUACAUUAGGAGACAGUGGGAUGAGCUAGUGGAACACCGUGUGUGUUUAACUAACAAGCAGAUAGUCACGUCCACAAACAUAGCUUUGAGAUGCCCUGCACUCAGCCUUCUCCGUUCUUAUUUGACGAUCCCCAUUCUCCACCUGACUCGGAGUUCUGACUUGCCCACAUAUUAUUGAUGAGGCCUUUUGUUCAGGCAAGUUCUUUGCAUUCCUACGAGUUGCGAAGCUAGGAACAACACCUAGUAAUUGAAGAUGCAUCCAGCCUUCUGUUUGCUUGCUUUAGAGGAUUUGUACCCCCACAUGCUUCUUAAUUUCUCAUACGAACUUUAAACUACCCCUGUACAUUGUUGCUUGCUUGUAGACAGGCUUGGUUGCCUUUGGAAUCCUGGGGUCUGGCUGUAGCCAUACUAUGGUUUAGUUGUACCAUUUCUGUAAAGUCUGUAAUGACCCACAUGGGUGACUGGAACACAAAAGUUAUGAAUUUGAUUUUUUAAGCUUUUUUAAAAAAUAUAUUCCUGACCUGUAUAGAUACAGUGCAAAAGAAAUUGUUAACAAUGUCUACCCACAUGCCUCUUGUCUUCUAUUAAUCUUCUAAUAGUUCUUUUGUUCACUUGUGCUAAAUGAAUGUCCAAAGACAACCUUUAGUUUUCAGCAUUCAUCACGCAUCUUAGUGGUAAUUGAAAAAUGAUUUGUCACUAUAAUGUGCCAAGCAUUCCGAAUUUUUUGGUGUGUGUGUGUGUGUGCUCGUGCACGUGCAUGCACAUGGGUGUGUAGUUAGCACAAGUAAUAAAGACAACCAGACAGUGUCUAUGGGAGAAAAAACAUCUAACGACCAGUUUCUUUGUUUUUAAGGAAACUUUUAGUUAGGUACAUUUAUUAUUUGAACAUUUCCUCAUUGAUUUAUUGAUGUCUGUUGGUAUAUGGUUGCUUUUCUGAAUUUUUUUGUAAUUCUUGACUACACAGGUGGGUAAUAGGAUAAGGCCAUGUUUUCUUGUCCUGAUGCUUCAGAUAAAGUUUAAAAUUUAAUUUGAGUGAAAAAGAAAGUUUCCUUGGGGUGCUGAAUUGCCAGAAAAAAUUAUCAUUUAUGAAAGUAUUCUUCUGUGUAUUAAUAUUUUAUCAGAUAGUUGAUAGAUAGCUUUGUGUGUGAACCCUACUAAUGCAUCUUCAUUCUCUCUCUGUCUCUUGGUGGUAAAUCAAAAAGACCACCAUAGUAACUAUGGAAGAUACUGGGAAGCAUUAUGGGUCUUAAUGGGUCAGAAGAAUCUGGAUGUGAAUGGCUGACUAGAUGACCAUUGACUCACUGAAAGGACUGUCAGAGAAUCUGAGAUUUGAAUAAACUGGCCAAAGUCCAUUUCCUUAAAUUUCAGCACUAAUCAUAAUGGUAUCAUGAAAGAGAGGCACUCAAGAACUGAGCUGCCCAUCAACCCACAGAUACUGCUACAGUCUUCAGAUAAGAAAUGAAAUGCUUUACCCACAGUCUUAGA
Molecule: messenger RNA, 4601 nt
Organism: Myodes glareolus (Bank vole)
Lineage: Eukaryota; Metazoa; Chordata; Mammalia; Rodentia; Cricetidae
Source: RefSeq, a predicted model, not a curated record